AUGGAACAUUCUUCUUCGAGUUCAGGAAUCUAUUUUCAAGGACUUGGGCAGUCCCAGGUAGCUGGGAAUGUUCUAUUCAGUUCGAAAUUUGGGAACUCAUCUAAGUUAAUACCUGGAAAUGCAUGUUCCAACGGUGAUCUAGCAUCUGGGGAUGUCAGCAACACAGUUUUGAACAGCGUGGCAAGCUCCACUCCAAGUAUUGGGGCAAGUUCUUUGGUCACAGAUGCCAACUCAGGACUUUCGGGAGGUCCCCACUUACAGAGGAAUUCUAGCUUUAAUACAGAAUCUCAUAUGCGCUUGCCUGCAUCACCAUUGUCAUUCUCAUCUAACAAUAUUAGCAUUUCUGGCUCAUCGGUCAUGGAUGGAUCCUCUAUUGUGCAACAAAGCUUCAAUCAAGGCCUAUGCUCUCAACAGACUCAGAGAAGUCAGCAGCAUCACGGACCUUCCAGUGCCACUUCUUUGCCUACAUCACGGAUGGAGCAAGUUCAGCUUCUUGGUGAUCCAAGGGCUACUAGUUCAUAUAUUCAGGAUUCCAGUAAUAUGUAUCAGUUACAAAAGAAGCCUCGGUUGGAUAUUAAGCAGGAUAAUAUACUACAACAGCAGGUUUUUCAACAACUGCUUCAGAGACAAGAUCCCAUGAACCUACCAAACCCCAAUCCUCAUAUGCAAACUUUGAUUAAACAGCAGAGAUUUAGGCAACAGCAGCAACAGCUUCUACAGUCCAUGCCUCCAAUGCAGCGGGUUCAAUUGCUGCAGCAGGAGCAGCAGCAGCAGCAGUUGCAGUUAAGACAGCAGCUUCAACAACAGGGCAUGCAGCCUGCAUCUACCAUGAAUCGCCCCUACGAUGGUGGUGUAUGCUCUCGGCGGCUAAUGCAGUACUUGUAUCAUCAGAGACAGCGGCCUGCUGAUAACACUAUUGCCUAUUGGAAAAAGUUUGUGGCUGAGUAUUACUCCCAACAUGCAAAGAAGAGGUGGUGUCUGUCCUUGUAUGAUAACGUGGUGCAUCAUUCACUUGGAGUAUUUCCCCAGGCAGCUGUGGAUGCAUGGAAGUGCGAUAUUUGUGGUUCAAAAUCUGGGAGGGGAUUUGAGGCAACUUUUGAAGUGCUGCCCAGACUGAAUGAAAUCAAAUUUGGCAGUGGGGUCAUCGAUGAGCUUUUAUUUUUGGACUUACCUCGUGAAUGUAGAUUCCCUUCAGGAAUGUUGAUGUUGGAGUAUGCAAAAGCUGUUCAAGAAAGUGUAUAUGAGCAACUUCGUGUGGUUCGUGAGGGUCAGCUUCGUAUUAUUUUCACCUCUGACUUAAAGAUAUUGUCGUGGGAAUUUUGUGCAAGGCACCAUGAAGAACUUCUUCCCCGUAGAUUAGUCGUACCACAGGUGAAUCAAUUACUUCAGGUUGCUCAGAAAUGCCAAAGCACAAUUUCUGAAAAUGGACCAGAUGGGGUUUCUCAGCAAGAUUUACAAGCAAAUAGUGCUAUGAUUAUAACAGCUGAACGUCAGCUUGCUAGGAAUUUGGAUUUACAGUCACUCAAUGAUUUGGGAUUCUCCAAACGAUAUGUUCGAUGCCUCCAGGCAUCAGAGGUUGUCAACAGCAUGAAAGACCUUAUGGAGUUUUGCAGAGACCGAAGGGCGGGGCCUAUUGAGGGCUUGAAAACCUUUCCGCGACACGCCUCUGUGUCAAAGAUUCAGAUGCAGAAGAUGAAAGAAACAGAGCAGAUGGGGAGUCUUCAAGGUCUGCGAACUGAUCAGAGUACACUCAAUAAACUAAUGGCGUUGCAAGCUGGACUCAAUAGCCAAAUGAACAAUAACCAACAUAUGGUUGGUGGAGGAGCUUUGAGUGGCUCGGUCCAGGCUGCUCAUGCACUGACAAACUACCAAAAUUUGCUGAUGAGACAAAACUCAAUAAGCUCAACCCAAAAUUCACUUCAGCAUGAUGCUUUUUCUUUCAAUAAUUCUAAACAUGCUCUGACUUCAACACCUCCAGGGUCCACGUGUAUUUUGCCCGGAAGCAUGCAGAAUGUACCCAUAAUUGGCUUCUCGAGUUCCCAUGUAUCACAUCAACAGAACCUGCAUCAUUUGUUGAGUGGGAAUGGCGUACUGCAGCAAAAUCUGUCUGUACCCUCCCAAGGCAGUCAAGCUUUACAACAGCAAAUGAUCCAGAAACUGCUGCAGGAUAUGAGUAAUAACAAAAGUGGGAAAGGGAUUCCGCAGCAGUUUCAUUCCAUGCAGAGUGCAGGUGGCAAUGUAUAUGGGGACGGGCUUGAGUUUAGAAACAGCCCUUCACCAGCAAAUAAUCCAGCUGCAAAUGGGCAAGGCAAUGCUGUUGGACCCCCUACAAGUAGAAGCAAUAGUUUCAAAACUGCUUCAACUAGUGAGUCUGCUGCUACUGCCAGUAGUGGAUUCGGCAACAAAGAAUCAGAUUUUUCGCAAAACCUUCAUUUACCAGAAGAUAUGGUACGAGACCACGAGUUCACAGAAAAUGGAUUUUUUAGCAGUUAUCUCGAUGACAACAUGGACUAUAGCUGGAAAGUACGAGAAACAUAG
This is a messenger RNA of Fraxinus pennsylvanica, 2538 nucleotides long. The record is from the annotation of a GenBank genome assembly. Lineage: Eukaryota; Viridiplantae; Streptophyta; Magnoliopsida; Lamiales; Oleaceae.